CGUUUAUACGUAAAACUUCAGUACAUCACAAACAGAGAAGAAGGCAUUGUGUUAAUCUCCUUAUCAAAAUGAGCAACAGGCACAAAAAUAUGUCCUACUAUCGGCCUUGGGGCUCUAUGGAGAACGGUCAGAUAGAAUUCGAGUCUUUGUCGGACGAUACCUUGGAGGGUGCUCUCAAUGUGAUAAGAAAGAGCUUCUUUCUUUACGAAAAAAUAUGCAUAGCUGUGGAACUGAAUUCCGAACCAGGAGCAUCCAAGGAACUCGAGGAGCUCUGUUUGUACACGGCUAAGGACGGCGUGAGUAUGGUGGCCAUCGACGUCACCACUAACGAAGUUGUUGGAGUCGCGUUCAAUAAAAUUCAAAUGUCCUCCAAUAGUUCAGAGAAAAGCUUCUUCGAAUGCUUUAGUGAAAAUUGCCGAUACAAAUCAUCGAAGGCUCUGGUGGACUUCAUGAUAAACGUAGAUUCGCGAAUAAAUCUUUUCAAGCAUUAUUACGUCAACUGUAUUCUCGAGAUCAUGUUUCUAGCGACUCUGCCCAAUUACGGGAAACGACGAAUAGGUGAAAUGUUGGUCACUUCUUCAUUGGAGCUUGGAAAAGAGCUGAAACGUGGCAAAAACGUGAGAAUACCUAUCACGAUACAAGGCAGCAACAAAGUGAUGAAUGCCGACGCAGUGCCGACCUUGGCCUCCGCUAUUAUGACGUCCAAUUAUUCCUAUCAAAUUGCGAUGAAAUUGCAUUUCGAUCAGCUUUUGGAAGUUCCGUACGAUGAGUACGAGUACAAUGGAAAGAAAUAUAGCGAAAGAAUAAAUAGUCAGGAACACCGACGGUGUGUCUUGGUAGCUAAGAGGCUCUCCUCGAUAUAGACAAUAAUCGCGCCAGUAGUUAUGGUUAGA
Molecule: messenger RNA, 893 nt
Organism: Atta colombica
Lineage: Eukaryota; Metazoa; Arthropoda; Insecta; Hymenoptera; Formicidae
Exons: 3
Coding region: 69-863 (264 amino acids)
Molecular function (GO): N-acetyltransferase activity
Source: RefSeq, a predicted model, not a curated record